AUGCCACUACGACGUACUCCACCACGUGAGCCUGUGGCUGCGUCUGAUUGUGACUCGCUCGGUUUAUCGGACACUAAUGACGCUGAGCUAACAGCUAAAGUACCGCAUCGACAAAAACGUAAGCGGACAAAUACAACAGAUUCACAAUUAAACAACUUUAUGGUGGAGAUGAAAAGCUUGUUUACCGAAUUUAAAGUGCAGCAGGAGGACAAAUUAAAUAAGAUUUGUACUGUGGUCGAGGAGGUUAAAGUUCAAAACAGUGAAAUAAGAUCAUCUAUUGAGUUUCUAUCGAAGCAGUAUGAUUUCAUUCUUAAUCAGGUAAAUGUGCUGAAAGAACAAGUCCAUAAUAGCAAUAAAAAAGUUGAAUUACUUGAAAAUAAAUUGGAAAAAUAUGAAAGAAGCUCCCGUUCGACAUGUUUAGAGAUUAGAAACAUUCCGGUAAAAAAAUCUGAGACAAAAGUUUCUUUGUUAAAUACAGUGAUCGAGAUUGGUGAUGUGCUUAGUUUAACUAUACAGCCAUUGGAGAUAAAAGACAUUUUUAGAGUGAACACAAAGAACCCGGAAAAUAAAACAAUUAUUAUGGAGCUCAAUAACGUUAUUACGAAGGAGAAGUUUUUGAAUGCCUUUAAGAGUUACAAUAAAUCAAAUAAUAGGUUAUGUACGGGGCAAUUGAAGAUAUCAGGACCACCGAAACCAAUUUUUAUAUCAGAAAAUCUAACGACAACUAUGAAGCGACUGUUUUAUCUUGCCCGAGUUUUUGCUAGUAGCAAUAAUUAUAAUUACUGUUGGACAACAAACGGGAAAAUAUUUAUUCGAAAAAAAGAAGGCUACCCUCUUCAUUGGAUUAAAAGCGAAUAUGAUCUACAGAAACUUAAUAAGCAAGAAGACUGAAAAAUUUUACUGUUAUAUGUGUAUUUCUUUAAGCUUACCGUACAACAAUUUUAAAUUGAUUUUUUUAAAACAAAAAACUUGUUUAUGUUAUUAUAAGAAAAUGUAUGUCAUGUCAGCUUGUCACCUACAAAAAUAUACAGUAUAUAAAAUAUUUAACUCACAAAUAUAUAUGAAAUAUAAACGCAUUUGUCUAUAUAUUGUUUAUUAUUUAUUUUAUCAAAUAUAUAUUGCUAGCUAUGUCUUAUUAAUUAGUAUGCAUCUCCAUACACUUGUGAAAUAUGGUAUUUACACAAACCUAAGUAAUCUACUGAAUUACUAUACCUCUUCAUACCUAAUAACUUAUUACCAUUCGUUCAGAGUGCAAUUUACUUAUGUACUUCUAAUGAUUGUUGCAUCUAUUAUAAUCUUAAACUGGCUUAUUGUUUCGGGCAGUGAUUCGAGAGCUUCCAAGGAUAAAACCUACGAAUUUUCUAACAGUAUCUCAAUAAAGGUAUUAGUGUGUUAUUUUAAAUGUCAGAAUUACCUUUGGAUUACUUAUACAUGUCAUUCAGUUACUAUUAACAAGUACUUUUAUGCCAAUACGACGGGAAAACUAAAUAUAAAUGUUAUAAAUAAUUACUCGUACAUAUUGGAAAAAAAUAAAUUAUUAAUAUACAAUAAUUUUUACCUACUUAUUAUACAAAUUGCAAAAUGCCUAAAAUUCCCUAGAUGCCAAAGAAGUUACAUUUCAAUUUAUCAUGAUAUCAGGUUUUAUACAAUAAAUUACUACUACAUUAAAUUACAAUAUGUGAAUUUAUUAUUCUAUAUUUUAUUUUCCAUCCAUAAAAAAUGGACCCUUAAAUAUUUAAUAACUC
Messenger RNA from Diatraea saccharalis (sugarcane borer), 1745 nucleotides. NCBI's taxonomy places the organism in Eukaryota, Metazoa, Arthropoda, Insecta, Lepidoptera, Crambidae. The record is from the annotation of a GenBank genome assembly.